GAGGAUGGGGGCGGCGGGUUCCCUGCGGGAGAGAGCGGCCCGGAGCCUUGGUGGGGAUUUUACAGCUCCGCCAGGGCCCUUCCCCCGGCCGGGGCUGCGAGGAGCGCCGAGGGUGUCACUGACAGGGGGAUCCGGGAUCCAGCCGUGUCCAGGCGGAUUUUGAUGUUGAUCACUUUGUGUCAGACUGCAGGAAACGUGUGCAGUUGGAAGAGCUCAGAGAGGAUCUGGAGCUCUAUUACAAACUCCUUAAAACUGCUAUGGUGGAACUCAUAAAUAAGGACUAUGCAGAUUUUGUUAAUCUCUCAACAAAUCUCGUUGGCAUGGACAAGGCUCUCAAUCAGCUUUCAGUACCCUUGGGACAGUUAAGGGAAGAAGUUAUGAGUCUUAAGUCAUGUGUCAGUGAAGGAAUUCAAGCAGUAGAUGACCGCAUGACUAAACAAGAAGACAUUAGAAGAAAAAAGAUGUGUGUCCUGAGACUUAUUCAUGUUAUUCAGUCUGUGGAGAAAAUUGAGAAGAUUCUACAUUCCCAAGGCACUAAAGAAUUGUCCUCAUUGGAGGGAAGCAGUCCGCUUCUAACUGGACAAGUUUUAGAGAGAAUUGCCACAGAAUUUAAUCAACUACAAUUUCAUGCAGUACAAAGCAAAGGAAUGCCUCUUUUAGACAAAGUGAGACCACGCAUAGCUGGAAUAACAGCCAUGUUGCAGCAGUCUCUGGAAGGGCUGCUCUUGGAAGGUCUUCAAACGUCAAAUGUUGACAUAAUACGCCACUGUCUACGCACUUAUGCAACAAUUGACAAAACACGAGAUGCAGAGGCAUUAGUUGGCCAAGUGCUUGUAAAACCUUAUGUAGAUGAGGUGAUGGUGGAGCAGUAUGUGCAAUCCCACCCUAACGGCCUCCAGGCUAUGUACAAUAGGCUGUUGGAGUUUGUUCCUCAUCAUUGCCGCCUCCUGCGGGAAGUAACAGGGGGAGCAAUUUCCAGUGAAAAGGCAGAUAUUGUUCCUGGAUAUGAUUUCUUAGUGAACUCGGUGUGGCCAGAAAUAGUGCGUGGCUUGGAAGAGAAAUUACCAUCACUUUUUAACCCUGGAAACCCAGAUGUGUUUCAUGAGAAAUACACCACCAGUAUGGAUUUCGUACGGAAAUUUGAACGGCAGUGUGGCUCCCAGGCCAGCGUGAAGCGGUUAAGAGCUCAUCCCUCUUACCAUAGCUUUAACAACAAAUGGAAUUUGCCUGUAUAUUUUCAAAUCAGAUUCAGAGAAAUAGCAGGAGCCUUAGAAGAAGCACUUUCAGAUACACUAGAGGAAGCACCAGCUGGGAGCUCCUUCUGUCUCUUGGCCACCCACAUGGUGUGGACGAGUCUUGUGAAGUGCUGGUCAGAUCAGAUGUUUGUGCCGCUGUUAGCGCACCGCCUGUGGAAACUCAGCCUGCAGAUCUUGGCACGCUACUCCGUGUUCAUCAGCGAGGUUUCUGUAAGGCCUAUUUCUAGUGAAAAUACAAAGGAAAGCAAAAAACCUGUGCCAGUUGGUAGAAAGGAAUCUUCUUUAAGCCUCAACCCCAGUGAAGACCAAGGAAAUGGCUCUUCUCCAGAAAGUCUGCCAUUGUCUUCUAUAUCUAGUACUCAGCUGAUAUAUGUUGCUGCAGAUCUGGACAAACUGCAGGAUCGGAUUCCUGACAUCUUAGACAUGAUUAAACCAAAGCUUGAAAUGAUUGGCUUCAAGAAUAUAUCUUGCAUUGCAGGAGCCUUGGAAGAUUCAAAGACUUCUCUAUCAGCCUGUGUGCCUACCUUGAAUAACAGGAUCAUCCAGGAUCUCAGUGAGUCCUCCUUUGCAUACCUGAAGAGUGCACUGGAAGUUCCAAGAUUAUAUAGGAGAACCAACAAGGAGGUGCCAACUAAAGCUUCACCUUAUGUUGACAGUGCUCUUAAGCCCUUCUACCGACUGCAGAAUGACUACAGAGAUACCUUGAAGCAGCCCAUGAUUCAUCAGUGGUUGGAAGGUGCUCUCUCUGAAAGCACACAGAAGUAUUACGAAACUGUAUCUGAUGUGCUCAGUUCCGUUAAGAAAAUGGAAGAGAGUCUAAAAAGGUUGAAGCAAGCAAGAAGAACUGCAACUUCAAACCCUGUUGGUACAAAUGGGGGCAUGAGUGAUGAUAACAAAAUCCGACUCCAGCUGGCCUUAGACAUUGAGUAUUUUGGAGAACAAAUGCGAAAGAUGGGACUGGAAACAAGCAGCAUAAAAAGCUUUUCAGCCCUUGCAGAGCUGGUUCUAACUGCCAAAGAUCAGGCUACAAUGGAACCAUCCUAGAUAUUUUUGACAGCAUGUGAUUGAAGAUAAACAAUGUCCCUAAAAGAGAGAGAACUCUGCUUUGUUUUACCAAAUAAAUAGCAAUUAAGUGCUUCCUAAAGUAUCUCAAGCAGCAAAUCAGUGUAUCUUAUGCCUUGAUGAACUUGCUUCACCAAAAGACUGAGACUUUAUCAGUUAUCCAUUAUAUGGAAAGCAAUCAAAGUUCUAAACUUUCUGCUAUUGAAUAAAAGUAGAAGAAAAUGUUUUUCUUAUUUUUGUUGUACAACUUGAAAUGUACAAGAACAAAGUUCUGUUUUGAAAAUAAUAUGUAAUAAAUUGUCUUCCUAACA
Haemorhous mexicanus (house finch) is the source of this 2629-nucleotide messenger RNA. RefSeq names its product component of oligomeric golgi complex 2 (gene COG2). NCBI's taxonomy places the organism in Eukaryota, Metazoa, Chordata, Aves, Passeriformes, Fringillidae. Gene Ontology annotation, cellular component: membrane; COG complex. The coding region runs from base 258 to 2300 and encodes 680 amino acids. The transcript has 18 exons. The record is from RefSeq and is a predicted model, not a curated record. Gene Ontology annotation, biological process: protein transport; Golgi organization; intra-Golgi vesicle-mediated transport.